Molecule: messenger RNA, 1431 nt
Organism: Paramecium sonneborni
Lineage: Eukaryota; Ciliophora; Oligohymenophorea; Peniculida; Parameciidae
Source: the annotation of a GenBank genome assembly
AUGUCAGAAACAUCCUUAGGUCAAAGGAACAAUUUUUAAGAUUAAUAAGAUUAUGUUCCAUAAUUGAUGGAAUCCUCAAGAUUUUAAUAAGUAUGAUAAAUACUAUUGAAAGGAAAAAUAAUAGCAAUAAAAUGAAUAGCAAACAAUUUUUAAUUCUUAGGUUUAAAACUAAAAUCCUGAAUAUUCAUAAUAAUAAAAUGAAAAUAAAUAAAUUGAUAGAACAGCUCCUUUUAUUUUUACAACUUAAAAUAUGCCAAAAGUAUAGGAUAUAAUUUUUAAACUAGAUAAAUUGUUUUAAUCAUUAAGGGUAAACAUUUACAAAUUUUUGCAAAUGUAAAGAAUGUUUGCUACCUUUGUGUCCAGAAUGUAUGAAAGAACAUGUAUAUGAGCAUUCUCAGUUUAGAUCAUAUCCAUAGUUGGAAUGUUUAGAAAACAUAUUGACUAAUGUUCAUUAAGAGGUUUGUUAAUAAGGUAUAAUAUAAUAAAGAAUAUAUAUAGCUAAAUAAUUAGUAUUUGCUUUCAUGGAUAUUAAAUAAUCAACAACUUAAGCAUUAUCUUAUACAUAAGAAACAGUAUAGAAAUUAAAAGAAGCUAAAUAGAGAAUUCUAAAUAUAGUGGAAUAGUAUUUUAAUGCCUUAGAGAUAGAAUUAGAAAAUAAAUAAAAAAAGAACUUUGAAAAUUUUGAUCAUGAUGGACAGGCUUUUAUUUCUGUUUUAGAGGAGAGAUGGAGGUCUCAUGUAAAUUUCUUAGAAAAAUUAAAAUAACCAGAUUGCAUGUAUUCAUUGUUACCAUAUUUAUUAUCUACAACUAAAGAAGAUAAUGAAUUAUAUUUUAAGACAGCUUAAGUAUUUUCAUCUAGAUUUAAAGAAGCUUCAUCAAUAAUCAAUUUUGAUACUGUAAAAUCGUAAAUUAUUUAUGAAAUUCAUAAUUAGUUCCUAGCUUAGUACAUAAAUUGCAUAAAUUGUAAAUGUGAUCCAUAGAGAUUUACCAGAAUUUCUUGACAUUCAUAAACUAGCUUCUCCAGAAAUUAUUUAGACUAAAGUUUUAACAGUCAAAUCAUAAAAUCUUUAAGUUUCACAAAUAAAUCCUUAUUAGAAUUCUAAAAUUUAAGAUAACAUGAUUUUAAAGGAAAAAAUUCAACCUUCUAUAGUAUAACAAUAAACAGGAUUAGAAUAAUCUUAUGGAUAUCAAUAACAAUUAAAAGUUCCUAUGCAAUAUGUUCCAAAUUAAUAAAUUUAGAAUCCAAUUUUUUAUAAUGGAUCACCAUAAUAAAGUUAUGGAUAAUAACCUUUCAAAUAAUCAUAGUUAAUUUAGACUAAAUAAUUUUAAGGCCAUCCUUAAACCAUUUAAUCUUAUAUUUAACCAAACUAUUCUAAUUUUAAUCCAUAAUUUUCUAAAAAUUAAGGGCAUUCAUCCUAAAGAUAUUAUUGA